CCCGUAAGCUGUAAAGAAGUUACUGGGGGGGCGCUUUCGGCUUCCAAUUAGGAAUAAUACUGGCUUUGUAGCAACUACCGAGGAGGAGGAUUCUUAAACCACCUCUUCCGUCCCAAAGCCGGCAUCCUCCUACUUCUGUCACGUACCCCACCCCCAAUUCAUGAUCAAGUGAAAGGAGCCAGGGAAUGCUGUGCACCUCUCUGCUAGUGGGAAGCGGAGAGGCCGGCAGAGUUGUUUAGUUGGACCGUAGGCAUGAGUACAAUUAAGAGGUGGGCGUCUUCGCACCCUUUGCAGCCCUCAAGGACUGAAGUGGUCUGAAAGAGUUACCUGGGAUUCGUGUUCUGCAUAAAGGGUCCCAGAGUCGCCUCGGAAGCGAUAGGACUGAAGAGCAAACGUCGGGGAUUAUUAUGCCGAUUUUCCAAGGAACGGGGUUCGCAGCGCUGAAUAGAAGAAAAGGCUGGUUCCUCGGUUGUCCCGACAGCAUUUGAGACCUAGGAACCUCAGGAUUGCCCAAAUUGCCGUGGAUCAGCAACUUUCCUAUCGUACACUUUUUCAAAGAAAAUAUUUUCUGUUCUCUGCGCUGUCCUUUUACUACCAGCACUACACUCCCUGGUGUAGACUUCAGCCUCUUCAUUUAAAGUAUGGCUUAUGUUUUUGCCAAGUAUGAUAUCUAAUUGAAAGUUAAUUUUUGGUUUUGGAUGAAUCUGUGGAGCUCACGUUGUAAGAAGAAAGGGGGAACGAGACACAAUGAAAGAGAAGUCCAAAAAUGCUGCCCGGACUAGGAGGGAGAAGGAAAACAGUGAGUUUUAUGAACUGGCUAAAUUACUGCCUUUGCCCUCAGCUAUCACCUCGCAGCUGGACAAAGCAUCCAUAAUCAGACUCACGACCAGCUAUCUCAAAAUGAGAGUGGUGUUCCCAGAAGGGCUCGGUGAGGCGUGGGGCCACUCAAGUCGGACUAGCCCCCUGGACAACGUUGGCCGCGAACUGGGCUCCCAUCUACUCCAGACCCUGGAUGGCUUCAUCUUUGUGGUGGCCCCAGAUGGGAAGAUCAUGUACAUAUCAGAGACAGCCUCAGUUCACCUGGGUCUUUCUCAGGUAGAGCUGACCGGAAACAGCAUUUAUGAAUACAUCCAUCCUGCCGACCACGACGAGAUGACCGCAGUGCUCACCGCCCACCAACCCUACCACUCUCACUUUGUACAGGAGUAUGAGAUCGAGCGCUCCUUCUUCCUGAGGAUGAAGUGUGUCUUAGCCAAGCGGAACGCUGGCCUCACCUGCGGCGGCUACAAGGUCAUUCACUGCAGUGGCUACCUGAAGAUCCGCCAAUACAGCUUGGACAUGUCCCCCUUUGACGGCUGUUACCAGAAUGUGGGCCUUGUGGCCGUGGGUCACUCGCUGCCUCCUAGCGCUGUCACGGAGAUCAAGCUGCACAGUAACAUGUUCAUGUUUCGAGCCAGCCUGGACAUGAAGCUCAUCUUUCUGGACUCUAGGGUGGCGGAGCUGACAGGGUAUGAACCUCAGGACCUGAUUGAGAAGACCUUGUACCACCACGUGCACGGCUGCGACACUUUCCACCUGCGCUGCGCUCACCACCUGCUGCUGGUGAAGGGGCAGGUGACCACCAAGUACUACAGGUUCCUGGCAAAGCACGGCGGCUGGGUAUGGGUGCAGAGUUACGCGACCAUCGUGCACAACAGCCGCUCAUCCAGGCCACACUGCAUUGUCAGCGUUAACUACGUCCUCACAGACACUGAGUACAAAGGGCUGCAACUCUCCCUAGAUCAGAUCUCAGCCUCCAAGCCAGCCUUCUCCUAUGCCAGCAGCUCCACCCCCACCAUGAAUGACAACAGAAAGGGGGCCAAGUCAAGGCUUUCCAGCUCAAAGUCAAAAUCCAGGACUUCCCCAUAUCCUCAGUAUUCGGGAUUUCACACCGAAAGAUCGGAAUCCGACCACGACAGCCAGUGGGGCGGCAGUCCCCUGACCGACACAGCCUCCCCGCAGCUCUUGGACCCGGACCGGCCCGGCUCGCAGCACGACGCGUCCUGCGCCUACAGGCAGUUCUCGGACCGCAGCGCUCUCUGCUACGGCUUCGCGCUCGAUCACUCCAGGCUGGUGGAGGAGAGGCAUUUCCAUACCCAGGCCUGCGAGGGAGGCCGGUGUGAGGCAGGCAGGUACUUCCUGGGAACGCCGCAGGCCGGGAGGGAGCCCUGGUGGGGCUCUCGCGCAGCCCUGCCCCUGACCAAGGCCUCCCCUGAGAGCAGAGAAGCCUAUGAGAACAGCAUGCCUCACAUCGCUUCGGUCCACAGGAUCCACGGGCGAGGUCAUUGGGAUGAAGAUAGUGUGGUCAGUUCUCCAGAUCCUGGGUCAGCCAGUGAAUCAGGUGAUCGAUAUCGUACUGAACAGUAUCAAAGCAGCCCCCACGAACCUAGCAAAAUUGAAACUCUGAUAAGAGCCACCCAGCAAAUGAUUAAAGAAGAAGAGAACAGAUUGCAGCUACGGAAAGCACCCCCUGACCAAUUGGCUUCCAUUAAUGGAGCUGGGAAAAAACACUCUCUCUGUUUUGCAAACUACCAACAGCCCCCACUGACAGGCGAAGUUUGUCAUGGCUCUGCUCUUUCCAAUACUUCACCAUGUGACCACCUCCAACAGAGAGAGGGAAAGAUGCUGAGCCCCCAUGAAAAUGACUAUGACAACAGUCCCACUGCACUGUCUCGGAUAAGUAGUCCCAAUUCUGAUCGCAUUUCGAAAUCCAGUUUGAUCCUAGCUAAAGACUAUCUACAUUCGGAUAUGUCUCCUCAUCAGACAGCAGGAGACCAUCCUGCUGUCUCUCCAAACUGCUUUGGCUCUCACCGCCAGUAUUUUGAUAAGCAUGCGUACACAUUAACUGGAUAUGCCCUGGAGCACUUAUAUGACAGUGAAACCAUUAGAAACUAUUCCUUGGGCUGUAAUGGCUCACACUUUGAUGUAACUUCCCAUCUAAGGAUGCAGCCCGAUCCAGCACAAGGACACAAGGGAACAUCUGUUAUAAUAACCAAUGGAAGCUGAUGUUUUUCUAAAAUAUUUUUUUCUUCAAGGGUCUCUGAAGCAUAUUUAUAGUUUAAUGCCCCAUUACCAGCAUUUACUAUGCCACAGAUUGUUAGAGGAUAAUUUAAGUUACUGGGUGUUUGACAUGUGUUUCUGCAAAAUCAAAGAAAACAUAGCAUUCAGGGUUAUACACAGAUAAUGGAGCUGAAGUCAAUACAAAAAUUGCCCCUCUAAUUAUUUGGGAACCAGAAUAGAUACAUUUUGAAUAGAAAAAUACUCAUGUAAAUCAAGUAAGCAUAUAGACCACAUCAAAGGGCUGAUGAAUUGACAAUACUGUAUUGUGAUGAUCCAGUGAAACUCAUAGCCACAGACCACCAUUCACAAACUGUUGUGUCUACUUUACAUGUAGAACUAGAGAAUAUACACCACAAAUAUACCAAAAUGGGUAAUUCCCCUAAUUCUACCACAUCAAGCUUCUGAAAGAAAUUUUCAAUCCCAAAAUAACCAGAAAGAAAGAGAUACAUCUUGUAAACUGAUUUCUUUGUGGUUUCAAACCAGUCAGCUCAUUUAGUUCAGGCAUAAAUUAGAGAAGUGGUUCUGUCUGUAGUGCAAGAAUGAGUUUUCACCUGGUAUCCAUUAGAAGCAAUCAGGAAGUGGUGAUUUUUCACCUUGCUUUUGAGUUAGACAAGGACCAGGAUUGCGCUGACAUAGCAGUACAGGUUUUUCUAAGUAACGGCAUUGAGAUGUAGGGAGGCACAUCAAAAACGUGGUGUGCUCAAUUGGAAGUAGUUUAGUGAAGAUGGAAAGGCCAGAGGCAGAGCAGAAUGAAAUUAUAUCUCAAAACAAACAACUUAAGGCUCAGAAUAGUUAAACCUCAUAUUUGGGGCUUGCUUAUGAAACCAACCAAAUAAAAAAUUCAAACCAAUUCACCAAGAAAAAAGGCUGAUAAGUGCCAAAAUAACUGAGGAAAACCAGUGAAGUGCUACAUGACAGCGGUCUAAGUGUUUGAAAGCAUUUCAAAGCACAGAUGUGCCAAUGUGUCAGCAUGUGGAAAACCUCAGGAGAGAAUCUAAGAUGAAAGCUUAGGCAGAUAGACAAGUGGUUAAAAGGGCCAGAAAAGUACUCUGACUGAAGGCAUAGGCACAAAUACUCAUUUUCCUUAUUAUUUGUAAACAACAAAAACAGUAAACUUGCCUUCACCUCUGUGUGGGUAGUAGAAAGACCAGUGGACUAGAUGCAGAGAUCUCUGGGUUUGGGUUCUGAGCCCGCCUGUAACUUAAUUUUGUGACCACAAUUGCAUUCCUCACCAUGCCUGAGGCCUUGUGUCCUGGUCUGUAAGGCAGUUUCAGUGUCCCAUGAUCCUGUGGUUCAUUGAGACAGCAGAACGGAAAUUAUGAAGUAGUUAACUCUCUGCUGUGAGUUUUCAGGACUGAUCAUUCUGGCUUUUCUGCACACAUGCAGAGGCCUAGAAGCUUUGUGACUUAAGCAGGUAUGUGGGCUCUCUGGUGCAGGUAUAGUUACAGUU
Messenger RNA from Marmota flaviventris (yellow-bellied marmot), 4549 nucleotides. RefSeq names its product SIM bHLH transcription factor 1 (gene Sim1). NCBI's taxonomy places the organism in Eukaryota, Metazoa, Chordata, Mammalia, Rodentia, Sciuridae. Gene Ontology annotation, molecular function: protein dimerization activity; DNA-binding transcription factor activity, RNA polymerase II-specific; RNA polymerase II transcription regulatory region sequence-specific DNA binding. Gene Ontology annotation, biological process: regulation of transcription by RNA polymerase II. The record is from RefSeq and is a predicted model, not a curated record.